AUGAACGUCCGUGUCCGCUGCAUCAACAUGCAUCCGGGACUAGAUGGACACAAGCCUGCAGCACACGUUGUCGGGGUACGGCACUUAGAACGCCUAGAACCGACAUACGUCUUGUUGUACAAUCUGCUUCGUUGGCAUGGAGUAGUUACCCGCGUUUCAUACGCCGUACACAACCUGCCACUUGUGCAUUAUGCAAGCGCGACGCUGAACUGCAGUGCUGCAUGUGUGGCGAGUACUCACAAGACCAACUACUGCUAA
Messenger RNA from Leptosia nina, 258 nucleotides. The record is from the annotation of a GenBank genome assembly. NCBI's taxonomy places the organism in Eukaryota, Metazoa, Arthropoda, Insecta, Lepidoptera, Pieridae.